AGAAAUCGAAAUUUGUGCCAUCACCAAUGGAAAUGCAAAAUUUGAUAAAACCAAAAACGAAACAAAUCAUCAAACAAAACUGUGAUGAUAUAACCAUAGCUUCAAUUCCUGAAUACUUCGAUCCACCAAUUCAAAGACCCCAACGAGCCGAAAUUGCUUAUUACAGGUGUCAAAUUGAUCAAGUUCCCGCCUAUUAA
This is a messenger RNA of Loa loa (African eye worm), 197 nucleotides long. RefSeq lists its product as hypothetical. The transcript has a single exon. The record is from RefSeq and is a predicted model, not a curated record. NCBI's taxonomy places the organism in Eukaryota, Metazoa, Nematoda, Chromadorea, Rhabditida, Onchocercidae. The annotation marks the transcript as partial.